UCAUCUUUUAUGUAUGUCAGGCUCUCACCAAUUCUUUUCAUUUAUAUAAUAAACUCUCAUCUUCUUCAUUCAUUCACUCGCAAUUUCCCUCACUCUCUGGUAAUAUGUCUAGUAGUAUGUAUGCAGCAGAAAAUAACCAUUAUAAGAAACUCCUUGGUCAUCAUCAAGGAGGAAUUGCAGAUCUUCCACCAAGAAAGCAGCUUCUUACUAGGAGAUCUUCUAACUUGAUGAUACCAAAUAUUUCUUUUGAUGAUCAUGAUGAUGAUCAUUUUGAAACAGUACUACUGAAUUUUCCUCACAAGUUCUUGCCAUGCAACAACACUUCUGACGAUGAUGAGAAUGAUCCGUAUGCAAGUGAUGAAUUUAGAAUCUAUGAGUUUAAAAUCCGACGUUGUAUGAGAAGUAGAAGUCAUGAUUGGACUGAUUGUCCAUUUGCUCAUCCCGGUGAAAAAGCACGUAGAAGAGAUCCACGUAGGUAUCAUUAUUCAGGUAAUGCUUGUUCUGAUUUCAGACGUGGUAAUUGUCUCCGUGGUGAUUCCUGUGAAUUCUCUCAUGGUGUUUUUGAAUGUUGGCUUCAUCCUACUCGUUAUAGAACUCAAGUUUGUAAAGAUGGCCGGAACUGUAAACGGAAAGUUUGUUUCUUUGCUCAUACACCUAAGCAACUUAGGGUGCUAGUCCCUCCUCGUGAUAGUCCUAGAACAAAACCCCAUCAUCAUCUCUGUAAUUGUGUUUACUCUCAUUCUUCGUCUUCGUCACCAGUUUCUUCUUCUUCUCCUACUUCUACACUAAUGGGGUUCUCUCAUUUAUCAUUGUCUCCGCCAUUAUCACCAACAAUAUCUCCUAGUUCAUCAUCAGAGUUAACUCCUAAGCAACAACAAUCUCUUCUGGGAAUGUUGAGUUAUAAAAGUAAGUUGAUGGAGCUGGUAAAUUCUUUGGAAGCUAUGGAUUUGAGUUGUAUUAAUAAUGAUUCUCCUACUGCUGCUGCAAUGAUCAAUGACAACAAUUUUUCUUGGAGUGGUGGUAAUAACAAUAUUUCUUCUUCUUCUCCUAAUUAUGAGAAUCAGGAGCAGUUCUUUAUGUCUCCUAAUUCAACUACUACUGAGUCACCAAGAAAUAAUAGUGGAUUCAAGCAGCGAGAUUAUUAUAACUUCUCUAAUAAUGAAGAUUAUGGAAAUGGUGAAUCAUCAUCAUCUUCAUGCCCUCCUGAUCUUGAUUGGGUGAAUGAGCUUGUGAUGUAAACCAUGGUCGAAGCUAUAUGUAAGAUUUGUUCAUCACUUAGAAUAAUGAGUAUAUAAUUAUGUUUAUGGGGAUUGGUCGUUGAUGGUGAAGGGGUAGCUAUUGAUUUUUAAUUGGGUUGUGUCGGUCUAAUUAGUAUUUUGGUUUGAUUUUUGUUGUUUGAUUCAAAGGAAGAAGAAGGUUCAUUAAGAUAUAAGAAGAGCUUGAUGUUUUGUUUAGUUCCUUGAUUGAUGAGGUCCAAGUACUUCUCUCAAGUACCAAGUUGUGUUUAGUUGUGUUUGAUUUUUGAGUGAUGUUUUUGUUUCAUGUGCUGUAUUUAUAUCCCAGAAUAAUGGAAUA
Papaver somniferum (opium poppy) is the source of this 1575-nucleotide messenger RNA. Its product is annotated as zinc finger CCCH domain-containing protein 2-like. The transcript has a single exon. The record is from RefSeq and is a predicted model, not a curated record. Gene Ontology annotation, molecular function: metal ion binding. Lineage: Eukaryota; Viridiplantae; Streptophyta; Magnoliopsida; Ranunculales; Papaveraceae. Bases 105 to 1238 code for a protein of 377 amino acids.